AAAGCGUCCUGCGCGAUGCCUCCGCGGUUUCGCGACAGUGUCUUGCUCAGAUUCAAGAUGGCGUCGACGUCGGUGCUGGGGCCGAGCGUGGGGCUGGCGGGGGGCUGCCCGGACUGGACCCACCAGGAGGUCACCACCGGGACAACCAUCAUGGCUGUGGAGUUUGAUGAUGGGGUUGUGAUUGGGGCCGACUCCAGGACCACCACAGGCUCUUACAUCGCCAACCGAGUCACGGACAAGCUGACGCAGAUCCACGACCACAUUUUCUGCUGCCGGUCGGGUUCUGCAGCUGACACUCAAGCCAUUGCUGAUGCUGUGACAUACCAGCUGGGCUUCCACAGCAUUGAGCUGGACGAGCGCCCUCUGGUGCACACCGCUGCCAGCCUCUUCAAAGAGAUGUGCUACCGAUACCGGGAGGAUCUCACAGCCGGGAUCCUUGUGGCUGGCUGGGACAAGCGCAAAGGGGGCCAGGUGUACUCGGUCCCUAUGGGCGGGAUGAUGGUGCGCCAGCCCUUCUCCAUCGGCGGGUCCGGCAGUUCCUACAUCUAUGGCUUUGUCGAUGCCACUUACAAGCCGGGCAUGAGCAAAGAGGAAUGUUUGACCUUCACAGCCAACGCCCUCUCCCUGGCCAUGGACCGCGACGGCUCCAGCGGGGGAGUGAUCCGCCUGGCCGCCAUCACGAAGGACGGGGUGGAGCGCAAGGUCAUUCUGGGGAACGAUCUGCCCCGGUUCUCCUCCCUCUGAAAAAUGGGGAGGGGGCCCAUGCCUUUUGGUGGGGUGGGAGGGGCCGGGGAAGGGAGUCUGUAGCUUGUUCUCUUUUCAGAUGGUCUGAUGUUGUAUUAAAAUAUGGGGCACAAAA
Molecule: messenger RNA, 859 nt
Organism: Rhineura floridana
Lineage: Eukaryota; Metazoa; Chordata; Lepidosauria; Squamata; Rhineuridae
Gene: PSMB6
Product: proteasome 20S subunit beta 6
Exons: 6
Coding region: 16-744 (242 amino acids)
Cellular component (GO): proteasome core complex
Molecular function (GO): threonine-type endopeptidase activity
Source: RefSeq, a predicted model, not a curated record